Platichthys flesus (European flounder) is the source of this 4957-nucleotide messenger RNA. It is a transcript of the gene xylt2, whose product is annotated as xylosyltransferase II. NCBI's taxonomy places the organism in Eukaryota, Metazoa, Chordata, Actinopteri, Pleuronectiformes, Pleuronectidae. Gene Ontology annotation, cellular component: membrane. The record is from RefSeq and is a predicted model, not a curated record. Gene Ontology annotation, biological process: heparan sulfate proteoglycan biosynthetic process; chondroitin sulfate proteoglycan biosynthetic process. The transcript is spliced from 11 exons. Bases 73 to 2760 code for a protein of 895 amino acids. Gene Ontology annotation, molecular function: protein xylosyltransferase activity.
AUAAAAACUUUCUCUCCAAACUUUGACCAACCUGCGGAUGGCGAGCGCCGCCGCGUGCCCGCGCAAAUCAGAAUGCGCCGUGGCCGCGCUCCCGGUCGCGCGGCGGUGGUAAAGAUGGUGGCCAGCGCUCGGGUACAGAAACUGCUCCGACGGUACAAACUCGCGAUCGCCGCCGCGUUGACCAUCCUCCUGGUCCAGGGUCUGGUCGUAUGGAGUCUGCGGAGUCUGGAGGAGGGCGAGGCCGAGAAGAAAACACGACGGUCUAAGUUGCCAGAUCACAACAGCCAGGACCCCAAGAGAGACCCCGCAAUCUGGGAGAAACAAAACUCUCUGUCAGGGAGGAACAAGGGCAGAUGGAGCGGCAGGCUGGAGAGGACAGGGGGCACGGCAGCCAGCGCGCUGAGGAGAGGAACCAGCCGGCGAGGAGGGAAGCCCAGCAUCAAGCAGAAGUCUCCCCAGGAGCGGGUGAUGGCCGGCGCUGGAAUGGAUGGUGUCGUCCCCCCUGACCUGUCGAGCAGCCGCAACUUUAGCGACACCCGAGGAGGCACGGAUGGGGCGGCUAAGAUACCUGCUGCUGCCGCCGCCAUUCCAGGGGAGCCGGGCAGUGUGGACGGCGCGCACCAAGCUCCCAGCAGUGACUUUGUGCCUAAGUGCGACAUCACAGGCAAGGACGCCCUCUCCGCCCUCCAUCGCGCUGGCUCCCAGCAGUGCCGACAGGAGAUCGCCAACAUCGUGUGCCAGCAUCAGGCUGGUCUGCUCAUGCCAAGCGCCCUUCCUCAGUUCUGCCCCCAGCUCGGUAUAAUAAAUCCAGUUCAGGCCGUUGGCGAGCUGGACAACAGCCUGUCCAAAGUGGAGAACCCCAUCAGGGUGGCCUUUGUUCUGAUGGUCCACGGCCGAGCCUUACGGCAGCUCAAGCGUCUCAUCAAAGCCAUUUACCACCGUGACCACUACUACUACAUCCAUGUAGACAAGCGGUCUGGCUACUUGCACCGCGAGGUCCUGCAGAUCGCCCAGCAGUUCCCAAAUGUGCGGGCCACGCCCUGGAGGAUGAUCACCAUCUGGGGGGGUGCCAGCCUCCUGAAGGCUUACCUACGCACCAUGCAGGACCUGCUCUCCAUGAUGGACUGGAAAUGGGAUUUUUUCGUCAAUCUCAGCGCCACGGACUUCCCCACCAGGACCAAUGAUGAACUGGUGGCUUUCCUGUCGCAGCACAGAGACAAGAACUUCCUCAAGUCCCACGGGAGAGAGAAUGCACGGUUCAUUAAAAAGCAGGGCCUCGACCGCCUCUUCCACGAGUGUGACAACCACAUGUGGCGCCUCGGGGAGCGCAGCAUUCCUGAAGGCCUGGAGGUCUCAGGUGGCUCUGAUUGGUUUGCGCUCACCCGCCGCUUUGUGGAGUAUGUCAUCAACUCCCAGGAUGACCUGGUUACAGGGCUGAAGCAGUUCUAUUCCUACGCCCUGCUCCCCGCUGAGUCUUUCUUCCACACGGUGCUGGGGAACAGUCACAUGUGUGACAGCCUGGUGGACAACAACCUGCGGGUCACCAACUGGAAUCGUAAGCUCGGCUGUAAAUGUCAGUACAAGCACAUUGUCGACUGGUGUGGCUGCUCGCCCAACGAUUUCAAACCGCAAGACCUCAUCCGGAUACAGCAACUGACCCGUCCCACCUUCUUUGCCCGUAAAUUUGAGUCGUCGGUGAACCAGGAGGCCAUAGACAUCCUGGACACUCACCUCUACGGCCAGUACGCUCCGGGCACCAUCGCCAUCAAGGCGUACUGGGAGAGCGUGUUCGAGCAGUCGGACAGCGUCGGCUCUCUCAGGGACGUGGCUCUCACUGCAUACACGUCUUUCUUUCGCCUGGGUCUGAAGAAUCUGGCCACAGCUCAGAGCAAUGUGGAGUCCUGCAGGUUUGAACCAGUAGGCUACCCUCUAUCGGUGCACUUGUACUUCUAUGACGACCGAUUCCAAGGGUAUGUGGUGCGUCAGGAAGCCCAGGCUGUGGGGUCAAAGGUCAGGGAGACGCUGGAGAUGUGGGCGGUGCCGCAGGCCUCGUUCGUUCUCGAGAAGAACCUGAAAGAGUUUGAAAGGCUGAAGAAUAUGGAAAUCGGCACAGAGUGGGAUCCCAAAGAGAGAAUCUUCCGUAACUUCGGGGGGGUGAUCGGACCUCUGGAUGAGCCGCUGGCCGUCCAGAAUUGGGCGCGUGGGCCCAACCUCACGGCCACCAUCGUGUGGCUCGACCCGGCUCUGGUGGUGGCGGCGUCAUAUGACAUCACAGUGGACGUGGACGCAGAGUACACCCAGUACAAACCGCCGCUGCAGCGCCCCCUGCGGCCCGGGACCUGGACGGUGCGGGUGUUGAAGCAAUGGGAGCGCGUGGCAGAAGUUCGCUUCCUUGUCAUGCCGCUAACUUUCAAAGAUAAGGAGCCACUACGCAGAGAAGAGGACAGCUGGCUCCAUGCAGGUCCUCCUGGGAACAUGUACCUGGAGCAGAGUUUCCAGCAGCUGAGCUCCAUGCUGAAGCUGCCCCCCCAGGAGCCUGCCAUGCGGGAGGCCCAGCGUAAAGCCCAGCUCGUGGGUCUGCCCCUUGAAGAGUGGCUGGACAGUGGUGUGAGGACCUUCUGGGUUAUGGGCCACCUGUGCACCACACAGACGUCCUCCUGCCCAGCACUGGGACCUUGCUCCAAAACCUCCUGGAGCUCUCUGUCCCCGGACCCCAAGUCGGAACUGGGCCCUGUCAAAAGUGACGGGCGUAUCAGGUAGCCCCAAGAUGGGAGAGAAUGUAGACUGUAACACGUACACAGGAAGAAAGAGGGAGAGCUGGACCUACACUAGGGAGAUCCAGGAGAACCUGUGUGAGCCGGAUUUUGCCCCCAAGGACGGCUCAGAGCUCCAGGGCACAUAAACAACCACGAGAAAACUUUCUGCACUGAGGAGUCGGGACUUUCUUAGUGAAGUGGUGAUGCACACGAGAAGGCGGAGGAUGGGAUUGCUGGAUAUUUGCACAUAGAAGAUUGCAAGCGAAGACUUGGGUCACUGUUUGCUGAACCGUUGCAUGGAUGCCAGAUGUGUUGUUGCACACAGGUGAAAGAAACCUCUGAAUCAUAUUAACGUGCUUGUUUUGAAGCAUUACCGUGUCAGCAUGUGGAGCAGACAGAUGAAGUGCACUUUACUGUAAGACUAUGGCGUUACACAGAGGUCACAUGGUCACAGUGCGAGGAGCAGGCGUUUAUAAUGUCACGGUCACGUCACCUGUUCCAAUCACACACAACGUCCUGUUGCACAGACUCAUCCGUAAAUACAUGACUGUCCCUGGUGUGAGGAAAAGUAAGGGAACAGGCAGAGAGCGGGUUCCUUAGGUUUCAAGUCUUCUUUUUUAUUUUUAGUUCUGUUUACUGUGACGUAUGAUUUUACAUACGUGUCAUUUUCCAUGUGUUUUAAUUUUUGUUAGUUCCCAGAAAUGACUGUUCAAGUGUUCAGUGUUUUUCCGUUGUUGGAAAAAAAAAAGAAAAGCCACUCUGCGUUGUUCUCGUGGUCAAAGCAAGUGCCUCGAUGGCUGCAGCUGCAGAUAGUGAGGCUGCAUUCAAAAAUCAGCCUCAGAUAAAGUUAAAACAAUCACUGAGAAGAUGCCCUGUUUCAUGUCAGCUGGUCUAAUUCUUCAAAACAACAGAGGAAGUGGAGCCCGAGUUGAGAUUGUUUAGUUUAAUGAUGCGACAAUGCUCAAAUCGUCUGAAGUCAUUUAGAGCUGCAACGAGUCGUCGAUUAUUCUAUUGAUUGAUCAGUUUAUCUCUGUAUUAGAAAAACUAAAAUAUUUAAGUUCAAUGUGAGAAUCUUGCAUCCCUAUAGAUUUGAUAUUUGCCUUGACAGAAUAAUCUCAGACUUAAACCAAUGAUUAAUCAGUAAAUUGUGAAAAUAACUGCAUAUUAACCAAUCAUUUGAAAAAUCCCUAUGUUGCAGCUUAAAUGAUAAGUCAGUUUAGUGAAGGGAGGAGAGAUGAAGCUGAAAAGUAGGAAACGUUGGACAUUUUGGGGAAAUACCUUUUUCUUUCUGAGAGUUAAAUCAAAUGAGAAUAUUUAUAACCAACCUCAUGUUUACACACUACAUACACAGCUACCGCCUGCUUCGUGUUUCCCAACAUGUCAUGACUUUACUUUUUUUUAAUGCAAGACUUUCAAACUACAAACCCGGUUUUACCUCCGUUUUAUCAGUUUAAAAAUGCAGUAUUAUCCCUGGUGUGCUCUGUUUACCUCACUGGUUCUUCAUUCCCAUUUCAUUUCUAAAGGUGCGUUUCAUUUCAACUUUUUAAGUCCUCCAAUCAAACGAUGGUAAAUGGUACACUGUAUGUUUUUUUUUUUUAAAGUUUUUAUUUUAGUGUGAUCAAGAGAAUCCAAGCUGCCUUUACUUAGAUGAGAAGACGAAUGGUUUAUACGGUAGGGUAGUUUCCAGAGAUGUGCAAUUAACGCCUUUCCAGAGGAUAGUGAAGCCCCCUGUCUGUGUCUUAGUUUGCAUUAGCGGUAGUUGGCCACCAUAUGAGUUUUCAAGUGACCUUGUUUACCUUGCACAGGACAGCUGCUUCGGUGAGACCCCAGGUCUGUUGAGACGAGCGAGAGACGAGUCAUGGGCUGGGCAGAUUUUAUUUUUCUACACAUUUUCAGAGUCUGUUAAACCAUUAAAAACUGCUGACUACUUAUGAUGUAUUUGACGGUCCACGUGUUCAGUGACAUUUGAUGCAGACAUGUUUUAUUAUUAUUAAUCUCUCUGUUUGGAGGAGGAGGAGGAGGGGAUGUUGAGGUUUUCAUCCGUGCUGCUGUGAUGAAGAGCAGAGGUCCGGCGGCUGGUGAGUCAUGGUUGGCGCCGUGGCUCUUAUCUGAGCAGGGAACUUUGUCGCUGUACGCCUCUGGACAAGCUCAUAAGUUAGACGUCCUGACUGAUGACUCAAUAAAAACAACAUUUAUAUGAA